This is a messenger RNA of Gymnodraco acuticeps, 1890 nucleotides long. RefSeq names its product oocyte zinc finger protein XlCOF22-like. Gene Ontology annotation, cellular component: nucleus. Bases 279 to 1697 code for a protein of 472 amino acids. The record is from RefSeq and is a predicted model, not a curated record. NCBI's taxonomy places the organism in Eukaryota, Metazoa, Chordata, Actinopteri, Perciformes, Bathydraconidae. The transcript is spliced from 2 exons.
GGAAGUGAUGGUCUCGCUCUUUCUAAUGGAACCAGAUCGCGUCUCGUGGCUUCUCUCGUGUGUUCUCUCGCUACAUCCAUGGUUCUCUCUCGGUGUUCCUGAGGAAGUGUGUGUGCACAGCUGAUCCAUCCAUCGUCUGUGUGUCUGGAUGAACCUCUGACUUUGUGCUCUUUCUUCUGAAGCCUCUAGCUCGGACUCUAGAAGCUAGCUUAGCAUGCUAGCUGGUAACAAGCUAGCAACACAGAGUGAGAGAAACGGGAAGUGGUGAUUUAGUAAACAUGAGUGUUGUGCUGCUCUCGUUGGUGAAGCAGCGACUCACUGCGGCUGCUGAAGACAUCUUUGUUCUGUUUGAAAGAACGAUAGCAAAGUACGAGGAGGAACUGUCUCGUUCAAAACAGGAGAACGAGAGACACCGGAAACUACUGGACGCUGUUUUACAGCCUCAGCUUCAGAUCCACAGAGCAGACGUCCAGCUGCUGGUGGUGGUUAAAGAAGAGGUUCCCCCUGAACAGCAGGAGUGGAGCUCCAGUCUGGACCAGGAGGACCCGGAGCCCCCCCCACACAUUAAAGAGGAACAGGAGGAACUCUGGAGCAGUCAGGAGGGAGAGCAGCUUCAAAGGCUGGAGGAGGCUGAUAUCACCAAGUCCACAUUCACUCCUGUCCCUGUGAAGAAUGAAGAUGAUGAAGAGAAACCUCAGUCCUCUCAGCUUCAUCAAAGACAAACUGAACACCUGGAAACAGAAGCUGAUGGAGAGGACUCUGGAGGACCAGAACCAGCCAGGAACUCGGAUCCAGAGAGACAUUUACAACCAGAGACUGAGGACAACCCUGGAGACUCUUCAGAACCUGAGACUGGAGACUCUUCUGAACCUGACACUGAAGACAGUGCUGAUUGGAAGGAGACCAGAGAACCAGGUUCAAAGUCUCAGAAAAAUAAACAAAACCCUGUCAGUGAUUCAAGACGUAGUGCAGGAGAGAAACCAUUUAGCUGCUCUUUGUGUGAGAAAGAAAUUCGCAGCAAGUCAAAUCUAAAAGUACACAUGAGAAUCCACACAGGGGAGAAACCAUUCAGCUGCUCAAUUUGUAAGAAAUCUUUUGGAAAGAGAGGAGAUUUAAAGGACCACAUGAGAAUCCACACAGGAGAGAAACCAUUCAGCUGCUCAAUUUGUAAGAAAUCUUUUGGACAGAGAGGAAAUUUAAAGUACCACCUGAGAAUCCACACAGGAGAGAAACCAUUCAGCUGCUCAGUCUGUAAGAAAUAUUUUGCAAAGAGUAGACAUUUAAAGUACCACAUGAGAAUUCACACAGGAGAGGAACCAUUCAGCUGCUCUAUUUGUAAGACAUCUUUUGGACAGAGAGGACAUUUAAAGUACCACCUGAGAAUCCACACAGGAGAGAAACCAUUCAGCUGCAGUGUUUGUGACAAAAGAUUCACCCGGAGAUAUCUGGUCAAAAUCCAUAAGUGUGUUGGUCGUCAGUCCUCACAGCUUCAUCAAACUCAAACUGAGGAGAACGGAGAGGCAGAGCCUCCAGCCAGCAUCUCAGCUGAACACAUGGAAACAGAAGCUGAUGGAGAGGACUGUGGAGGACUAGAACCAGCCAGGAACUCAGAUCCAGAGAGACAUUUACAACCAGAUACUGAGGACAACCCUGGAGACUCUUCAGAACCUGACCCUAAAGACAGUGAUUAUUGUUAGGUUCAAACUCUUUGAGGUAGUCCCAGUAAAUGUGUAUAACGCGAUACCUGCUCGAAAUGUGUUAAAACAUCAUUGCUCUAAGUGAAGUCUGAAUGUGCAUUAAAACAAAUAUUAAGCACAGAAACAAGUCCAUUGUGCUCUUAUGACACAAAAGUAACCAACACACUGACAGAGAACCAGAGCCAGCCAAGAA